Jaminaea rosea is the source of this 729-nucleotide messenger RNA. RefSeq names its product S13-like H2TH domain-containing protein. The record is from RefSeq and is a predicted model, not a curated record. Gene Ontology annotation, biological process: translation. Gene Ontology annotation, cellular component: ribosome; mitochondrion; small ribosomal subunit. The transcript has 2 exons. Bases 44 to 688 code for a protein of 214 amino acids. Gene Ontology annotation, molecular function: RNA binding; structural constituent of ribosome. NCBI's taxonomy places the organism in Eukaryota, Fungi, Basidiomycota, Exobasidiomycetes, Microstromatales.
CUCUCACACUCUCCUACUUAUCUGAGUGAGAUUGGCCGUCAACAUGUUCUUGCUUGGCCAUCAGAUGCCGGAUAACCAGAAGGUCAAGGCCGCCCUGACAGUCUUCUACGGCCUGUCAACGGCCCUCUCCUCCCGCCUCUGCGCCCGACUCCAAGUGCACGACUCCUGCCGUGUAGGCGACCUUACUGAAGCUCAAACAACACAACUGAGCGCCUACCUCUCUUCACCAGGAUCAAUCCCUGCUCGUCCUUCCAGCCCGACAAGGGGGCCCCUCACAUCUUCCUCUGAGGCAUCUUCCUCCUCAAACGUCUGGCGCCCUUCCCAAGCCGCAGACCCCUCUGCCGACCCGUUGCGAUCCCUCGUAGUCGACUCGGAGCUGCGUCGUGCCCUCAGAGCGAACAUUGCGCAUCAUCGUGCUGUUGGCACGUACAGAGGGAAGCGUCAUCAGCAGGGUCUGCCGGUGAGGGGACAGAGGACGAGCACGAAUGCCAUGACGGCCAAGAAGUUGAACAGGAUCGAGAGGAGGGGAAUGGCGACUACCGCUGGCGACGGAGCGAGGGAGGCGGUGAGGUCACAAGAGACAAUGAGUGUUAGAGAGAUGCUGCCGCCGAGUCCAUGGUCACGAGGGUCAGCGGCAUCGUCGCCGUCGGCGCUGUUCAGGUCGAGCUGGAGGCCGUCAAUCGCAUAGAGAGAGGCUUGCAAUGCUGCAACGAAACGUCAUCAUUGAGC